Molecule: messenger RNA, 1323 nt
Organism: Durotheca rogersii
Lineage: Eukaryota; Fungi; Ascomycota; Sordariomycetes; Xylariales; Xylariaceae
Exons: 2
Coding region: 1-1323 (440 amino acids)
Source: RefSeq, a predicted model, not a curated record
AUGGCCGACCAACGGACGCUGCGCGUCGUCACCGCCGCGACCUUCAUACCCGCGUUCCCGCUGUGCAUCGCGCACGGCGUCGUCUCCGGCAGCCCGACGCCCGCCGUCGGCCUCGUACCGCUCGCCUUCUCCGCCGCCGCCGGCGUAUUCCUACUCGCGCGACAGCAGCGAUCUGCCACCGCCGCAAACCAGCAGGAGGACCAGCAGCAGCCGCAGCCGCAGCCGCAGCAGUUACUACAGGACGACCCCGAGCGAGGGUCCGACGCCUCCGCCGUCGUCGUCGAAGAGCAGUUCCGCAGCGAGGUGGGACGGCUACCGGUGCCAGAGGGCAGCCAUCCGCGCCACCAACACCACCACCACCUCGCGCAAGAGUUAGGCGGCCUCGAGAGCGAGUACGCCGAGCCGAGUGAGGAGCACGCGCGCGCGCAGGAGGCGCGCGAGUGGGCGCAGGAGGACACGCAGCGGCGAGCCCUACUCGAGGGCAUUGAGGAGCCUCCCGCCACGCCGGCGCCGCAGCCCCAGCCAGCCGCGGCACCAGAGGUGUCAGUGACGCUGCCGCCGCCGCCGCCGCCGCCGACGCAGGCCUUGUAUCGCUACCCGGUCCUCGUGUUCGCCACCGACACCACCCUCGCCACCGCGCUGAUGGUCGUGCUCGUCUUCACGUGGCUCCGCGCGGGGCGCGACGGCGCCACCGCCGAGACGGCUAUGCUCGCCGCGUACGCGACCAUCCCGCUGUUUGUCAAUUUCCUCAUCCAUCUCUACCUGGCGGUACGCGAAUUCUCCCGCGGCCUCGCGAUCCGGGAGCUGACAGCGUGGCUCGCGUGGCAGGUGGUGGACCCGGACUGCCCGGACUGCGGGCGGCGGCUGCGGCCCACGGCGCUGCCGGCGCUCCCGUGGUACCGCGAGGCGCCGGUGCUGCCGGCGCUGCCGGCGGUGCCGCGGCCGCGCUGGGCGAGCGCGGUGCCGGCCUGGAAGCGGCCGACGUGGAGGCGGCCCGCGUGGCGCGCGCCCGCGUGGAAGACGCCGGCGUGGUGGGCGCGGCGGCGCGGCGGUGCCGCGGACGACGACGCGGAGGACGCGCGUCUCUUCGCCGGCGCCGAGGCGCGGCACGACGGCGACGGCGACGGCCGCUACGACGACAACGACGAGGAGGUCGCGGCGAGGGCCGCGGCCGCAGCACCCUACCGCGACGACCCCGAGGCGGCUGGCGGCUUGGGCGCCGCUGCCGACGCCCAGCACGACUCCGAGCUUGUCGAGCCCGAGGUCGUGGAUAUCGUCGGCAAGAAGCCCAGAAGGGCAGGCAGAGGCUCCUCUUCGUCUUGA